This is a messenger RNA of Hevea brasiliensis (rubber tree), 2454 nucleotides long. RefSeq names its product pentatricopeptide repeat-containing protein At5g25630. The transcript is spliced from 4 exons. The record is from RefSeq and is a predicted model, not a curated record. NCBI's taxonomy places the organism in Eukaryota, Viridiplantae, Streptophyta, Magnoliopsida, Malpighiales, Euphorbiaceae. The coding region runs from base 320 to 2185 and encodes 621 amino acids. Gene Ontology annotation, molecular function: protein binding.
AUCUGUUUCUGAUAAUAUGUGUGGAUAAGAAUCACCAAUAGAUUGCCACAACACAAACCCAUAACCCACUAAACGACACCAACUUCGAUUUCUUCUGAUUCUGGAGCUGCAUGUACAACUAUCAGACCAACCAUGCAGAGGCAAACCACUUCUGGAGAGGCUCAAUCCAGAAAGAGAGAAAUUCUUUGGGCAUCUGUGUAUUGUGUGGUAGCUUUUAAUUUGAAUCUAAUGUUAGGGCAAGAAGGUGGUUUACCAAGAGAGUGGUAAGCAAGAAAAGAUAUUAGGAGAAUUUGGGUCAUAGAGGGUUCAUAUUCCAAUCAUGGGCAAGCAUCAAGAUGGAGCAAGCACAAACAGAAAGCUGGUUAAGGCAUCAGCAGUUUUGGAAUCACAUUUGCCAAAGGAGGACCAGUUUCAGUUAAUUUCAUCCUCUGUAGAUUCACUAGUUCAAUCUGGCUGCCCUGUCUGCUUGGGCAAUAACAGUUGCCGAAUAGUUCGUUCAAGAACAAAGCUGAUGAACAUUUUGAUUGAGAGAAGAAAGCCUCAUGAAGCCCAUUUAAUUUUCAACAGUUUAAUGGAAGACGGGCAUAGGCCAACUCUUAUAACUUACACAGCUCUUGUAGCCGCCUUGACUCAGCAGAAACAUUUUAAGUCCAUUCUUUUACUCAUCUCUCAAGUGGAAGAAAAUGGCAUGAAGCCUGAUUCCAUACUCUUCAAUGCCAUGAUUAAUGCCUUUUCUGAAUCCGGAAACGUUAAAGAAGCCAUGAAAAUCUUUCAGAAAAUGAGGGACAGUGGAUGUAAGCCCACAACUAGCACAUUUAAUACCCUCAUUAAGGGCUAUGGGAAUGCUGGUAAGCCUGAAGAAGCUUUGAGAUUGCUAGAUUUAAUGUCAAUGGAUGGAAGUGUGAAACCAAAUGUUAGAACAUACAAUAUUCUAGUUAUAGCUUGGUGCAACAAGAAAAACAUAAAGGAAGCAUGGAAUGUGGUGUACAAGAUGUUGGCAUCUGGAUUGAAACCUGACGUUGUCACAUACAAUAUUCUAGCGAGGGCAUAUGCUCAGAAAGGGGAGACAAGUAAGGCUGAAGAAAUACUCUUGGAAAUGGAGAACAAGAGAGUAGCACCCAAUGAACGUACUUGUGGUAUCAUUGUUAAUGGCUAUUGCAAAGAAGGUAAUAUAAUGGAGGCUUUGAGAUUUGUUUACAGAAUGAAGGAGCUCGGAGUGCAUCCUAAUCUUGUUGUUUUCAAUUCUCUUAUCAAAGGAUUUCUUGACAUCACAGAUAGUGACGGAGUUGAUGAGGCAUUAACUUUGAUGGAAGAAUAUGGGGUCAAGCCAGAUGUUAUAACAUUUAGCACAAUCAUGAAUGCUUGGAGCUCAGCAGGGCUCAUGGACAAAUGCCAAGACAUCUUCAAUGACAUGGUAAAGGCUGGAAUAGAACCUGACAUCCAUGCAUUUAGCAUUCUUGCCAAAGGAUAUGUGCGUGCUGGAGAACCUGAGAAGGCAGAGUUGGUCUUGACUUCCAUGGACAAAUCUGAUGUGCUUCCAAAUGUUGUCAUAUGCACCACCAUUAUCAGUGGAUGGUGCAGUGCUGGAAAAAUGGAGAAUGCAAUUAAGGUUUAUGAGAAAAUGUGUGAAAUUGGGAUUUCGCCCAAUUUGAAAACUUUUGAGACCCUGAUAUGGGGUUAUGCAGAAGCAAGGCAGCCAUGGAAAGCAGAAGAGUUGCUGCAAGUUAUGGAAGAGAAGGGCAUCUUUCCUGAGAAGAGCACCAUCCAGCUUGUUGCAGAUGCAUGGCACGCCAUUGGUCUAGUAAGUGAAGCCAAGAGAAUUAUAAAAAAUGAACAAGAAGAUCAGGAAGUUACUGUGAACAGUAAAAAGGGCGAGAUCCCAGUGGAGAGCUUGGAGAGGAUUUAUAAAGAUGAAAAUCUUAGUGCUUCUAAGAUCUUGCAGAUUCCUGGAGAGAUUAUAACCGAAAAGAAUGGCUCACCAGCAGUUAAAAUUAGAAGCCAAAUGAUCCUCAGGAACUCCAGGUCUUCAUUUGAAAAUUUUUGGACCAGCACUAACUCCAUGUGCCUGAACCAUAUGCGUGUGUAUGGGAUGCAACCGCCAAUUCUAUGCAGAAAGCAGCAAAAUUUUUGUGUAGGAAUGGGUGCGAAGUUUGUAAAUUCAUGUAGAAUCAUACCCAUAAAUUGACAAGGAAAUGUUGGUUGCUGCUGUGAUCACACAUGGGACAAUAUUCAGAAGUGCCUUGGCAUGAAAACGAAUUCAUCAAGUGAUCAAAGAUUAUUUAGUACCAAGUUGUAGAUGCUGUAAUUGUUAUAUUCCUACACAUACCUCCAAUUCAAUUGGCGUCAUUGUUAUAGGCCAUUACAUUAUUAGUAUAAUGUUGAUCGUUCAGUACACAUAUAACUAAUGUCGAUUCAUCUAUAAAAGUAAUGAAAUUGACUUUGUUUAUAUCUGAA